CUACACUACCCUUCUAUAUUCCGUCUUCCAUAUUCUAGGAAACACUUUCAUUUGCGCGCGUGGAGGUUUUCAUUUUACCUUCCUACCGUUUGCAAUAAAAGCUCCUGUCUUGGUCGUCGUCCAUACUCUAUUUCGCCCUCUCAACAGCAAGACACUUUGCCUUUCGGCAAAUCAUUACUCGCGUCUUUUUACACGCGUCUCCUCAUACGUGUUACCCUUCGUGUCCCGUAAAGGUUCGUAUUUUAUAUCUACCCAAUAUUUACCAUUAUAAUCUGUCGCAGACGGAUGUCCAUCUAACUGGCAACCAUAGGCACCGCACUAAAUCCUGUCUUCAAGACAGUGCCGCUCCGGAUUCAGUCAGCAACAAUGCCGCUACCGUCGUUCUCGAAGUACGAAGAACUUAUCCCUGAGCUAAAGCUUGAGAUCUGGCGCCAGGCCUCGCUUUCUCCCGGUGUCCAUUACUUCAAGGUCAGACCGUGGAUAGGUACACGGGGAGCCGAUCUUCACGUUCAAAGGAUCGAGCUCACUCCUUCUGGUCAGCCGGACUCUGAUCCCUCCGUAUGGAGAGCUCGUGCUAGCAUUGCCAAGGCCGAUAAAUACUCAUGGGAGAUCGCGAAGAGACUUCUAAAAGGAGCAUCGAUUAAAGAACUCUGGUGUCCCCAGCGCGGGAAUAAUCCUAGCGCUGUAAUUGAUUGUGACCAUGAUCUUGUCUGCGUCAGGUUCCACGGUCUUAUCUCUAACCCGUAUAUUGGACGCUUUGGCGACUUCGAUAAGUUGGCGGGCAUUAGGCGCGUCGCGGUCGAGUACAAGAAUAAUUGGAGGCCUUCCAUCAUGUACAAUUGGCCUCUACCGACUUUCCAGUGCCUAUGUCCUAAUACAUUCCACAAGGUCACAGUAGUUUGUCCCAAAGCGUUAGAAGACUUCAUCCCGUACUUUCCGGAUAUUGAGAUCUUCUACUUCAUGGUCAUGUUGACUAGCCAGACCAUCAAGCCUCCUCCGCCGGCCCCAAGAGGAAAGAAGCGAAAUCGACAGGGAAUUGUUAAGAAGGACGGUGGCCAGCAGCCUGAGCCCGCACCGGUAGAACCACAGACACGAGGAAGGGUUGCUCAGGUGACUUCGGAUAUCUUCACCAAGUUCCGAGGUAGGUGCUUCUUCUUAUACCUUACGGGAAAGAACAAGGCUGGACUUUAAUUAUUUUAUGUAUAGAAAAUAUGCUAAUAUGCCUGUGUAAAUUUGUAGAUAUUGCGGAACGGAACAAACUCGACACCUUCGAGGACAGGGUGUUCACUUACUGCGAGGCGCGAGAAACCGACACGUCGUGUCUCCUUAUGCACGAGGAACUAUGGAAGGUCUUUAGCGAA
Molecule: messenger RNA, 1361 nt
Organism: Daldinia loculata
Lineage: Eukaryota; Fungi; Ascomycota; Sordariomycetes; Xylariales; Hypoxylaceae
Exons: 1
Coding region: 367-1191 (274 amino acids)
Source: RefSeq, a predicted model, not a curated record